Messenger RNA from Fundulus heteroclitus (mummichog), 1873 nucleotides. It is a transcript of the gene uck2b, whose product is annotated as uridine-cytidine kinase 2b. The transcript has 7 exons. Gene Ontology annotation, molecular function: ATP binding; kinase activity. NCBI's taxonomy places the organism in Eukaryota, Metazoa, Chordata, Actinopteri, Cyprinodontiformes, Fundulidae. Gene Ontology annotation, cellular component: cytoplasm; cytosol. Bases 39 to 827 code for a protein of 262 amino acids. The record is from RefSeq and is a predicted model, not a curated record.
CACAGCGCGUCAGCUGCCUCUAACCACACAUUGCAAGCAUGGCCGGGGACAGCGAAGCGCAUCUCAGCCAGCAGGAUGAAAACACCGCCGCUCGACAACCUUUCCUCAUCGGUGUCUCCGGGGGCACCGCCAGUGGCAAGCAGUCGUCUGUGUGCGAGAGGAUCGUGGAGAAGCUGGGCCAGAAUGAAGUGGAAAACCGCCAGCGGCGUGUGGCCGUCCUCAGCCAGGACAGCUUCUACAAGGAGCUGACCGCAGAGCAGAAAGCCAAAGCCCUGAAGGGCCAGUUCAACUUUGAUCAUCCAGAUGCCUUCGACAACGCGCUCAUCAUGCAAACGCUCCGGCAGAUACUUCAGGGAGAGGCUGUGCAGAUCCCCGUCUACGACUUUGUCACUCAUUCCAGGAAAGAGGAGUUUGUUACGGUGUAUCCUGCCGAUGUGGUCCUGGUCGAGGGCAUCCUCAUGUUCUACUCUCAGGAAAUCAGGGACCUGUUCCAGAUGAAGCUGUUUGUUGACACAGACGCAGACACGCGGCUCUCGCGUCGAGUUCUGAGGGACAUCAAUGAGCGUGGCAGAGAACUGGAGCAAGUGCUGAGUCAGUAUAUUACUUUUGUGAAACCGGCGUUUGAGGAGUUCUGCUUGCCGACAAAGAAGUACGCUGAUUUGAUUAUUCCCAAAGGAGCAAAUAACCUUGUGGCCAUCAACUUGAUAGUUCAGCACAUUCAGGACAUCCUUAACGGCGGACAGACCAAGCGUCAAAACGGCUUCGUGAACGGACACGGUGCCCCUCGGCAGCGGAGGACCUCUGAGUCGAGCAGCCGUCCUCACUGACGUCGUCGCUGCUCUGUCCACAGGGCGCAGAGGGCUGCGGCUGCCGCAGUGUAAAUAACGCCACCCUGGCUGCGCUGUAUUUAACAAGGAAGAGAUGCAGAAAUAUAAUGUAAGCGCCUCGCGUUGUGACUCCGUUUGGUUGUUUUUGUCAAACCUGGAUUUAGGUUUUUGUUUGGAGGAUAAUAAAGGGUCCCGUUAUUGAAACCUUGGUUGCUUUUUAAACCAGGUUUUCUCCCUGCUUUAUUUUUUUAUGUCCCCCCCCCCCCCCCCUCGAUAAACAAUGGAAAUUCUUUUGCUGAUAUAAAAUAAAGUCAUUUUUCUUUCUUUUUUUUCUCUGGUAAAACUUGAAGCCCUGAUGUUUGGGGCACCCUAUAAAUGUAUAUUCGAAACUAAACGCGGUUUAAAGUUGGCCCGUGUUGACAAUCUCGGGAGUGUCAAAGAUUAGUUUCCCGGUUUGUGUAAGAUUAUUUAUCUGCUUCUGGUCACAUGUCACACAUCAAAUGCAAAUGAUAGAAAGUUGAAAUAAUCCAGGAAAGGAAAAAAUAAUUCUUUCUCGUCUAAAUAUGAAUUUAUUGAAAUUUAAUUUCUGGAACCAACAUGGCCUGUCCAUUAGUGUUUUAUUUUAAACCAUAUUGUCUCAUUUCUAAACUGAGGUGCUUUUGCUCACACUCUUAUAGCCAAAUCAGCUGUGACGUCAUGAUGACAUGGACAGACUCAGGGUAAUCCAGUUGGCCUAAAAUGCCACAUGAAUGGGUGAUGGUGGGUGUUCAUUGCCACAGCAAUAGCAGUCAUUCCAGGUUGUGUGGCAAACAAGCACCAUAAUGCCUCGGUGAAGUUGCCUCAGGUUCUCAACACUAGAAACCGAUCUCUAGAUAGGGUUUCAAUAACAUGCAGAUUUUCUUUUCUUUUUUUAAAUGCCAAGUCAUGUAUUUGUGAAGUUGUGCAAUUGAAUGAAUGGAUUGUGUAUGGCUGUGGAGUAAGAGACUGAUUGGUGAGUUGUAAUUAAAAUUGCCCAAUGGUAAAUAAAGUGAUGCAGAUGAAUUUUG